UGGUCUAAAGCAUUUUAAAACGUCCAGUGCAACCGAUUCAGCGUUCAGUGUGUUUUCGUAUCCAUUACGAGUUACUAAAGUCUGUGAUCAGUUUCGUAUUCAAUACGUUAUAUACAUUUCUUUUCGCACGUCAUAUUAUACAAAGGCCGUCUCUCCGUCGCCGUCUCAACAUCUUCAAUAUACGCCAUCCUCGUCAGCCUACCGCACCGCCGUGUAGUCAUCAUCAUGCUGGCCAUCGUACCGUGUCUACCAGCGUUGUUGCUGUUGUCAGCCGCCGUAGCCGCGCGAUCGGGUCAUACCGUUCACGAUCCGAAUGAAUAUUACAGCGAGCCCAACUAUCACUUCAACUACGGCGUCAAGGAUUUGCACACGGGCGACCUGAAGAGCCAAUGGGAACACCGGGAGGGCGACGUGGUCAAGGGGUCGUACAGCCUGAUGGAGCCGGACGGUUCCAUACGGACGGUGGACUACACGGCCGACAGCCAUAACGGGUUCAACGCGGUCGUGUCCAAGAGCGGCCACAGCGUACACCCGGCCAAACACCACCAGCGCCAACACAACGACAAACAGCAGCAGCAACACGAGCAGCGACAGCCGUCGGUGCUGUUGCAGACUUACAAGCAACAGCCGUUGGCGCAACAACCGACCGCCGCGGCGUACCUGCAGGUGUCCGCACAGCAGCAGCAGCACAAGCCCGCGUUCGUAGCGUACAAGCAGGCGCCGCCGUCCAAGUACCCGCCGCCGCUCCUGUACCGCGGCUUCUACGGCAAGUCCUCGCCCACGGCCACCGCGGCCGCCGUCAACUACAUGGCGUACCCGAACCGUCUGGUCCAGGAUUCGGCCGCGGCCACGGCCACGCCCAAGUACUACACCGCCGACGCCGCCGCCGCGCCACAGUAUUACGCCGCGUCGCCGGCCGAUUACGACGUCCAAGGCAAAGCCGAAGCCGAGGCCGCGCCCGAGUACUAUUACUACACGUCGGCCGCGACGCCCGACGCCGAAUCGCUGGCACCGUCCGCGUCGCCGUCGCCGACGCCAGACUCGGCCAAGUCCGGUCCCGUCCUGUUCCCGGCCGACAACGCCACCGCCGCGGCCGACGCCACGUCCGACCGACCGUCGCCGUCGCCCACGCCGAUCACUCUGCUCAAAUACGAACCCGCGGACAACAAUAACGGCGGCCAACCACUGUACGCCGACUACAACUAUUACGCAUAAUUCGUCAGCUGUUAAAAAUAUAUAAUAAUAUUAUUAUCGCCUCCCCCGUCUUCCUGCCAAAAGAGAUUUUUUAGUUUAGACUUUGCUCACAUUAUGAUUAAUAUGACUAUUAAAGUGUGCGUACUCCCUUUUUUUUACCGCCAUUUUCCGAACCCAAUCGUAAGGGUAUGAGAUUCAUUUUCCCGCAUGUACGGGACAAGUCAUUUUCCAACUCGUCUUACUUGUAAUAUAUUAUUAUACGAAAUCGCGUUACUCAUUCCAACUGACGAAAUUAUACGCACGUGUCACGAUGUAUUAUUGUUAUUAUUAUUAUUAUUAUCACACCGUACAUACCGUGAAAGUCCAGUUUUUUGUAGAAAAAAACCGCAUGUUUGUAUAUGUGUAUAUAUAUAUAUAUAUAUUAUAGUAAAAUAACACGUACUCGCUGCAGUAGGUACUCAUAUAAUAUUUGCUUUCUAUAUAACAUCCGAGUUGUGCGUAUUCCCGUCGCUGCUUCACAUUAAUUCUACGUUUCGAUCCAUAUAAUAUACGAGCCAUUUGAUCUUUUAC
This is a messenger RNA of Rhopalosiphum padi (bird cherry-oat aphid), 1764 nucleotides long. Its product is annotated as cuticle protein-like. The record is from RefSeq and is a predicted model, not a curated record. Bases 226 to 1215 code for a protein of 329 amino acids. Lineage: Eukaryota; Metazoa; Arthropoda; Insecta; Hemiptera; Aphididae. Gene Ontology annotation, cellular component: extracellular matrix. The transcript is spliced from 3 exons.